This is a messenger RNA of Arachis duranensis, 2121 nucleotides long. RefSeq lists its product as uncharacterized. The record is from RefSeq and is a predicted model, not a curated record. The transcript has 3 exons. Bases 1 to 2121 code for a protein of 706 amino acids. Gene Ontology annotation, molecular function: nucleic acid binding; zinc ion binding. Lineage: Eukaryota; Viridiplantae; Streptophyta; Magnoliopsida; Fabales; Fabaceae.
AUGGCAUUUGCAAGUAAAGUAGGAAAAUCUGGAUGUGUUAGGCUGAAGACAUUGAAAAGUAAGCACACUUGUGGGAGGAACUACAGUGGCCGUCUUGCGUCCAGCAAUUGGAUUGCUAAAAAAAUUACUAAUAACAUAAGUAGAGGAGAAGAUAUGAAGCUGGGGACUGUAAUUCAAACUAUUCAAGAAAAAUACAUGGCAAAUAUAUCUGUGUGGAAAGCUUACUGGGCAAGAAGAAAGGCAAGGGAAGUGGUGCAUGGGAAGGCAGUGCAGCAAUAUGGGAGGAUCAGAGACUAUUGUGCAGAGGUCUUAAGAGCAAACCCAGGAUCGACAUUGAAGCUGAAGUUGGAAAGACCCUCUCCAACAAUCCUACCAAGGUUUGUACGAAUGUACAUGUGUCUUGAUGCUGUGAAGAAAGGAUUCCUGGCUGCUUGUAGGCCUAUUAUUGGACUUGAUGGUUGCCAUCUGAAGGGUGAUCAUGGACAACAAUUGUUGGUUGCUGUGGGUAGAGAUCCCAAUGAUAACUAUUUUUCCCUAGCAGUUGCAGCAGUAGAGGCAGAGACUAAGGAUUCAUGGGCCUGGUUCUUGGACUUGCUACUUCAUGACAUUGGAGAGUUGACAAAUAAGAAAUGGGUCUUUAUGUCAGACCAGCAAAAGGGGCUGCUUCAAGUAUUUCAUGAAAUGCUUCCGGGAGUGGAGCAUCGGUUUUGCCUCCGACAUCUCUAUGCCAACUGUAAGAAGGCUUUUGGUGGGGGAACAGUUUUAAGGGACUUGAUACUUUCUACUGCUAAGACAACUUAUGUGGAGGAGUGGAAUAGAAAGAUGGAUCGUUUGAAAGAGGUAAAUAAAGAGUGUUAUGACAAGUUGGCAGCCCUGGAUCCUAAGGUAUGGACUAAAUCUCACUUCACUCCAUAUGCCAAGAGUGAUAUGCUAAUGAACAACAUAUCUGAGGCUUUUAAUGGACGAAUUCUGGAAGCUCGUGACAAGCCCAUUUUGACCAUGUUUGAAUGGAUUAGAUGUUAUUGGAUGGGGAGGUUUGCUGAGAAGAAGAAAAAGGGAGCUAAGUUCAUGGGAAAAAUACUGCCUAAGCCUAGAAAGAGGUUAGACAUCAUAUGUAGAAGGUCCAUGGAAUGGCAACCUAGGUGGGCUGGGGAUUUAAAGUAUGAGGUUUCACAUAAAAAUAGGAUGAUUCAAGAGAGGUUUGUGGUGGAUUUACUGGCCGGUUCAUGUAGUUGUAGGUUCUGGGGGUUGGCUGGCAUGCCUUGUAUGCAUGCUUGUUCUGCAAUAUUCAUGAAAGGAGACAACCCUGAGGACUACUGCAGUAACUAUUACACACCAGCAGCAUAUGUGACAUGCUAUGGGACAACACUCAAUCCAAUUAAUGGUGAAAAUAUGUGGCCAAAGGUCGAACUUGAGACAAUUAGACCUCCAAUCUUCAGAGUCAAGCCUGGAAGACCUAGGAGAGUAAGAAUUAGAGAGCACGAUGAGGAUAGAUCACAAACAAAACUAAGAAGGAGUGGAACAUCAGUGACCUGCAGCAACUGUGGCCAAUAUGGACACAAUAGGAGACAUUGUCCCAAUCCAGACAUAACAGGAAAUAACCCUGGAUCUGAAACUGCUGCUCCUCAGGGUAGUGCCCCUGCUCCUCAUGGUAGUGCCCCUGCUCCUGCUACUGUUGCAACCUCCACCACUAGAUCUGCUAGUGUUAGCCAAAGAGGAAGGGGAAGGGGACGUGGUAGAGGAGGAUCCAGGCCUGAAAAAUCUAGAUCUGCUACUCCUUCUGCACCACCAGUGACUGCUCCGGCUCCACCACUGCCUCCACUAGUGAAUGCACUAGAUCCACCACUACUUCCACCAGUGACUGCACCAGCUCCACCACUGCCUCCACUAGUGACUGCACCAGCUCCACCAUUACCUCCACCAGACCCAACAACUUUCACAGCUCCACCAGUGCCUCUUCCAGCAGAUCCACCACAACCUGCACCAGCUCCAACAAGGUCCACAGCUCCACCACUGCCUAAGACAAAAAUUUUUGGUGUGCGGCGCAGUGGGAGACUUAAGAUAGGUGUGAGGAAGGCAAAAUCUGGACCAACUGAAACCGUAGACCUCACAGAAGAUUAG